CAGAGCAUUACUUCAGAAAUUCUCUAAUAUUUACCAAUGGCAGAAUAAGAGACUUCAGUUCUGAAAUGGAGAGUCUACCCCUGGUCCCAGGGUACACUUUUCGUGACCCUACCAUCCAGGAUUAUAAAUUAAAGCAAAAGUUCGGUUAUUUUAAUGGAUUCCGUGUAGUACGUGACGGUAAUAUCGGUAUAGGGCGGAGACUUAUUGACACUGCCUCGAGUGCUUUUUCCGGUCAUCCAGAUCCUGUAGAGUACGAUCCUUCGUUGACUUAUGGUCGAGUAAGAGAGUAUGGGUAUCCACAAGCUAUACCAAAUUAUGUACUCUUUGCACAAAAAUGCUUGAACUUCAAAGGUUUCUUUCGUCAAGGUGUAUUUAAUUCACCAAACGAGCAUUUCCGGAUAAGGCAUGUCAACAUAAUCUACUUUUUGGAAGAUGACACAAUGUCAGUAAUGGAGCGACCGGUUGAUAAUUCCGGAUUACAACAAGGUCGACUUGUUAGACGAGGAAAAAUAUUGAAAAAUACCAAAGGAGAUGCAUAUACCUGGAAGGAUCUAAAUGUCGGCAUAAACUUGAGUAUAUAUGGUGUAGUGUACCACACAGUCGACUGUGACACGUUCACCAGAGAAUUUUUGUGCAGUCAAGGUAUAGAUGUUGGGGACAAAGAAGAAGCGCCGCCAGAUCCAUAUACUCAAUUGCGUCAAUCUAAGAGCAAAGCCCCAUCUCGUCUAACUCCUGUGUCAGACGAUAGUCGAAGACGGUUCCUGGAAUACGACACGAUGGUUCUUAAAUUUGAAGCAACCUGGAAUAAUGAUUACUAUCAGAUCUUAUACUUUCUUACUGAUGACACAAUAGCUAUUCGUGAAAUUCAUCAAUUGAAUGAUGGCAAAGAUCCAACAACGAUGCUUUUAAAGAGAACCAAAGUACCCAAAAACUGGAAAGGCAUGCCAUCGACAUAUCCAUCAAUUUAUAUGGAAUGCGGCGAUCCAGAAGUUACAGAAUAUUAUACACCUACAGAUCUCAGGAUAGGUGACACUAUAUUUAUUUUUGGACGAAGGUUUUUCCUCUUUGAUUGUGAUCCGUUCACAAGAAAAUAUUAUUCCGGUAUGCUUGGAUUGGUUCAGCCUGAAAAAAUUCAACCACCUACCGAAGAGCCAAAAACUUUACCUGAAUAUGUACCUCCUCCACAUAUCAAAUUUGGUACUCCGGAGGACACAUUAGCUGGAUGCUUAAGCAUGCUCCCCAAGUCACCUAAAAAGGAUGUAAUUCGUCAAAUUUUCAACUUUCCUAAAAAACUUCGUUACUCAAUGAAAAUGGAUGCUGUGCACCCCGAAGAUGAGAAUCGCGAUUUUAUUCUCGAGUACAAUUUGAAUGACGGUAGUAUGCAGAUAUCAGAACCAGAAAAACGCAAUUCAGGUCGUCGAGGUGGUACUUUUCUUAGUACAAUGCUUGUUCCUAAGCCAGGCACAAAUAGAGACAAUCCGCUUUACUAUACCCCCGAGGAUUUUUACAUUGGAGCCAAGAUCAAUUGUUUCAAUCAUCGAUUCGUUAUAAAUGGAGCUGAUUUAUACGUAUAUCGUUAUAUUAAAGCAAAUCCAGAGAAAUUCUGUGAAGAGCUGCGAGAUAAUAUGAGAAAUUAUUUUGUGCGUCAAGGACUUAUUCAAGAUGAAAUAGAUUCUACCUCCAAGAGAAUCCAAGAGGAAGCUGAUAGAAAGCGAGAUUUGGAUACAACUAUCGGAAGCCCAUUCAAAGAUAAUUUUGAUACAGCACCUUGCGUCAAACAGUUUGCGGAACAAGCUCUGCAUAAAUAUGAAGGGGAACAUGGAGAAUAUCGACCACCUACCCCACCUCCAGAAGAAUUAUGCCCUGGGUUGACAAAAGUUGAAGAACCUCUACCUCUUGAAAACUACUGUCCACUUCAGAAGCAAGAAAAAUCUAAACAAGUUCUCACUCAAACUAAAAAACAACUUAAAUGGGCUGACCAGAUUCAUAGGGACAAGGGGGGACAUCCAAUAAUCUCAUGUCAGAAAGAAUUACCUGAGUGUAAGACCCACAUUGCGCAAGAGUGUGUUCCACCACAUUAUUUUAAAGAUCGUGAUCGAAGGUUUGAGGUGGGUCAAUUGAUGUAUGAGAAGGCUAGCAGUCCUGCGAAACCUGAUAUUCCACCAUCUCAACCACUUUUCAACAGAGAGACAGGAGAGCGAACCAUCACAAUGCUUCAUGACAAAUGUAGAGGACCAUACCCACACGUAUAAAUCAGCUCUCUGUAUAUUUGCCGAACAAAUGGAUGAUGUAGAAUCAAUCCCGAAUGCAACGGAAAUUAUAAACUAUCUUAAAUACUUUUAAUUAUUCAUUUCCCGCAUCGAUGAAUGCUGUUCAUAUUUUUUAGCAGUGAUUUUAUAAUGAAGAACACUAAAUAUUUCAUAUGUCAACAAAGUCCAAAGGCAAUGACAUUCUACUGAUUGAAAAUAUUUCACUAGAAAUACCUUAAUAGGUAGUAAUGAGUAGAUAAGUUUUAAUUGGAAAAUUCUAGAAUUGAGGAUGGAUGGUGCUUGUCGGCAAAAGCCAAAAAUGAGAACCGAUUAUGUUAACAAUAAGAAUCAUCUCUCAUGAAAUUCUUAUCAAAUAGUACAAUCAUAAUCCACGUUACAAUAUAGUAACAGUAAUAUUAUUUCAUCUGCUUGUAUAAUAAUAUUGAAUCAUUUGCUGCGGUCCACGACUAAUAUUAUAUAAUAGGUAAUAUAUAUAAUUCGCAAUAGAUAAUAGAAUAUUUUUAAAAUAACCAGCUGACAAUUAGUUGUUAUUAUCCAUUGAUUGGGCAUGAUUACAUAGAAAACAUAAAACCUCGUGGGAAGCCUCCACAUAAUAUUUUUUUAAAUCCAUUUAAGAAGGGAGGGCUUUCUUUUUCAGUUGCAGGCACCAGAUUAUAAUGUUCAUUGCAGUUUGAAAAGAUAAUUCAAACCGGCACUUGCUUAAACUAUCGUCCUUUCUU
Neodiprion fabricii is the source of this 2989-nucleotide messenger RNA. Its product is annotated as EF-hand domain-containing protein 1-like. Gene Ontology annotation, cellular component: mitotic spindle; axoneme. The coding region runs from base 66 to 2252 and encodes 728 amino acids. Gene Ontology annotation, molecular function: alpha-tubulin binding. Gene Ontology annotation, biological process: mitotic spindle organization; cilium-dependent cell motility; mitotic cytokinesis. NCBI's taxonomy places the organism in Eukaryota, Metazoa, Arthropoda, Insecta, Hymenoptera, Diprionidae. The record is from RefSeq and is a predicted model, not a curated record. The transcript has 7 exons.